This is a messenger RNA of Perkinsus marinus ATCC 50983, 1620 nucleotides long. RefSeq names its product phoshoprotein 300, putative. Lineage: Eukaryota; Perkinsozoa; Perkinsida; Perkinsidae. Bases 1 to 1620 code for a protein of 539 amino acids. The record is from RefSeq and is a predicted model, not a curated record. The transcript is spliced from 2 exons.
AUGAAGGCCGAGGCAACAACUCUUGUUGUCGCCGAUACCCUGGCUAGAGCACAGCAGUUAUUGCAACGCCCAGUUUCCCCUACUGUUGCCGAACUUGAACAACUUAAUUCUUCCAAGGCAGCUAACGACGACAAACUGGCGACUCGAGGUACCAUGCCAGAGAAGAAAACACUUGGUCGAGGGCAUGGUAGCCGGGGCACUGGGAAAGACAAUAGUGAAGCCUAUCACCAUGCUCUCGAUGUACUUGAUGAAUUAACUAGACAGAUGAAAGAGAAGAAGAGGACUAUGAUGAGGGAAGGGACGAAACACAAUAAUGAUAACUCUAGGAUACGAGGCUAUGACUGGGCUCAAGUUGAAAGGAUGCGAAUGAACAUAGAGAAAUUAGAAGGUCAACUGAAGGCAGACAGAGGUGCUCUAAAGCCGCCUCCAGACAAGAAGGGAGUACAUGCAGCUCGGGCGAGGAUCAGAGCCAAAUAUAAUGAGGAACGGAACACAACGGCGGCGGAAGUGGUGAAGGAGGAUUCUGAAAGGGAAGAGAGGAAAAUAUUGCAACUACAGUGUAGGGUAGCGGAAACACUUCGGAGUGUAGCCAGGGAACGAAGGGCUCGUGUGAGAAGUGAAAGGAUUGCAGCAGAAGAGGGUCGUAGGCGGAAGGCUAUGAAUGAUGAGAAGGCUGUGAGGGAACAGCAUGCUGCUGCUCGAAGGGUGACAGAGAGAGCUCGGCAGGCUAGGGAGGAUGAGGUUGCCCAGAGAGAGGCUCACCAACGCCAGGCUCAGGCAAGGCUUGCUGCGAAUAAGGCUAGGGUCACUCAUCUUAGACAACGAACCAGGGAGAGGAUGAAGAAGAAGAAGGCUAUACGGGAAGAGGAUAUACUUUCUCGGGAACAUAAUCAUCAUCAUGUUAUGAUUGAUAACGAGGAGGUCAUUCGAGGAAGGAGAUUAGCAGCUAGGAGGGCAAGGGAGGUCCAACGACAAUCCAUGAAGGAACAAGAGGAGGCAGCAGCGAGGCAAGCUAAGGAGGAGAACCUCCGACAACGACAACUAGAAGAAAUGGUUAAACGAUAUCGUACACGCAGUGCUGGUGUCACUGGUUAUACCCCCAAUAUUAUACCGAGGUGGACUCGGAAAGCAGCUAUCUUAGGAGAGUAUAUGGAGGAUGAUAACCACAAGGAUGAUGAGGAGGAGGAGGACAAUGCAGUGAAACUCCCACCUAUUCUACCACUACCACCACCACUACGAGGAGGAGGAGGAGGUCGAGACCUGUCGCUGAGGAAUACUCGGGUCGAUGAUGAGUUUAAUGAUUACUCGGUGCAUUUAGGCAGCGUUGAUAGCAACCCUUUGGAGACUACGACAAUGAACCUCUGUCCACUACCACCACCACAAGAACAACAGUCAACAACAUCAUUCAAUGAUGAGGAUAUUCCUAGGUGUGAUAAGUCAGUGUUAGACGAUAGAGAUACAUUUCCCGUGAUAAUGAAGCCAUCUAGGAUGGAUAGAUGGAAGCCUCUUGUACCAAUGAUGGAUGAUGAAUACUUCUUACAAUUGGUCAAACGUGGUGUCACUGAUAGUGGAAUAGCAUUGAAGUCGUAUUCAAGUAACAUGAAGUGUGAUGGUUCGUGA